Messenger RNA from Aspergillus mulundensis, 1410 nucleotides. RefSeq lists its product as uncharacterized. Lineage: Eukaryota; Fungi; Ascomycota; Eurotiomycetes; Eurotiales; Aspergillaceae. The record is from RefSeq and is a predicted model, not a curated record. The coding region runs from base 1 to 1410 and encodes 469 amino acids. The transcript is spliced from 4 exons.
AUGGCUAAUAAGCCGGUGUUACCGUCCAGAGGAAGCGUCUUUUCUCCGCGAAUCAACUGGCCGCAUGUCAUUGAUCUGAGUUCCCACGUAGACAAAAAUGGCAACCAAGACACCCUACGUUUUCCCCCGUUCCACCAGGAAAUACUCGAGCAGAGACACUGGGAUGCCGGAGACCUCCAUGGUAGAAUCAGGGUAGUGAUCGCAGAAGGGUUCGCGCGCCCACACCGCAACCCUCCCUUUGAGCGAGUCAAGGAAAUCAUUGCUUUCGCGUUUCAGCACGCGCCUCUCAAUGUCUUGGAGUACUCUAGUAUCGCCUGGCCAAACACUUCUAUGUGGAGCAAGGAACCGCGUCUUUUCAAGUAUAACGCAGGAAGUGGGGUGAACGAUCUCAAAGAGGCGGAAGAGACCCAUGCUCAUUCCCCAGCUGCUCGGCCAGAUGAAAUUCGCCCUCCCGCACCUGUCACCGGACAAAUCGGUAAUCCAUCCGCUUUAACUCUCUGGAGGAACAGGAACUACCAGGGCCCCGUGCCGCAAUGGCAAGGGAACUACAGAGAUCCUCGCUGGGCUGCUCCGGAGACUGUCUUUUCCGAUCCUUUUAUUGACCCAUACGUUCUCGAUCCAGCUGCACGCCAUCGCGGCGCUAGACAUUCUUGGGAGGACAUAUCUAUGCCGGACUAUGUCUCCAGUUCCAGUAGCAGUCGAGCCAUUUCGAGCAUGACGGGAAUUAGCUACGAGCAUAGCAAACAUCCCAGUCUUGUCGCUCCAAUCGGUGAAGAAGCGUACAGCCAGUUGAUUCAAGCUCUCAGCCCUACGAAGCAGGUUGCGUCCAGUACCCAGGCCCCAACAACUACCUCCACCGCUGCUGCUGUACCUAUGGGAGCCAAGCUCUCAGCAGCAGCAGAAGCACGCUCUGCGUCCUAUCGCAAGGGCGGAAAUAACCGCGCCUCCACCAGCAUCCUAGAGGACAUCUCCUGUUCUAGCUCUCGCGACGCUUCCGGAUCCAGUGCCAAAUCGAACACCGCUCUACCUGAAAUUGCUGCUGAACGAGGAGUAGCAACCAAGCUUCACGCCAGCCCCAGUGGACCUGUCAAGAGUAGAAAGGAAGGUAUCUCAGUGGAGAACAAGGAGAACGAAGCGGAGAAGACGCGUAGAGAGAGUGAUAAAGCACGCCAAACGCCUUCUAAACUGAACGUGCGAACUAUCGGUGGCAUUGAAACGCCAACUGAUGGCAGAAAGAGACGCUCGCUCAGUUCCAGUCGAGAUGACGGUCUCCUCAUUAACAGAAAAGAGCCGGUGCUUGUCUCUCCUAGUCAGGAUCUCACCAGGGUAAAGGACAAACAAGACCGGUUUGACAGUUUUCUUGAUCCUCGGCCAACGCUUGUGACGGCGGAUGUUGGUGAGAUUGAGUAA